Arachis stenosperma is the source of this 2071-nucleotide messenger RNA. RefSeq names its product AAA-ATPase ASD, mitochondrial-like. The record is from RefSeq and is a predicted model, not a curated record. The transcript is spliced from 2 exons. NCBI's taxonomy places the organism in Eukaryota, Viridiplantae, Streptophyta, Magnoliopsida, Fabales, Fabaceae. Gene Ontology annotation, molecular function: ATP hydrolysis activity; ATP binding. Bases 252 to 1835 code for a protein of 527 amino acids.
CUAUUUUUAUUCUUUUUCCCCUCAGGCCCUCACACACUUUUUGAUACACUAAUUAACACCCAUAGCCAACUUGGAGUCUUUUGUUUCUACAUGUUCUAUCCUAUUUCAAUGAUCCAUUCAAAUUCCAUCACUUGAAGUAACAAAAGCAUUGAUCAAAGUUUCAAACUUUAACUUCAUCAAGCCAAGAUAGAGAAACCCUUUUCUUAUUUUUCUUUCUUUCUUUCACACACAUAAACACAAGCACCUAUAAUAUGAUGAUGAUGCCUUUCAAGAUGAGUGAGAUGAUGGCAACAAUGGGUUCAACCUUAGCAAGCUUCAUGUUUGUUUGGGCAAUCAUACGCCAGUAUUGUCCAUAUGAAGUUAGAAGGUUCUUUGAGAAAUACACAGAGAGAAUUAUGGGCUAUUUCUACCCUUAUAUAAGAAUCUCCUUCCAUGAAUUCUUGGGUGAUAGGCUCAAGAGAAGUGAGGCUUAUGCUGCUGUUGAGGCAUACCUCAGUGCCAACACAUCAAAGAGUGCAAAGAGACUCAAAGCUGAGAUGGGAAAAGAUAGCACCAACUUGGUUCUCACCAUGGACGAGUAUGAGAGAGUCACUGAUGAUUAUGAGGGUGCAAAAGUUUGGUGGUUAUCUAGCAAGGUUGCGUCACCACCAAGGUCCAUGUCAUACUACCCUGAACAAGAGAAGAGGUUCUACAAGCUCAGCUUCCACAUGAAGUAUAGGGACUUGAUCACAAGUUCGUAUUUGGAACACGUUAUGAGGGAAGGGAAGGAGAUUCGGUUGAGGAAUCGGCAGAGGAAGUUGUACACAAAUAGCCCUGGAUACAAGUGGCCAAGUUACAAGCAAACAAUGUGGAGCCACAUUGUGUUUGAGCACCCUGCAACCUUUGAGACAAUGGCUAUGGAUUGUGAGAAGAAGAAGGAGAUCAUUGAGGAUCUGGUUACUUUUAGCAAGAGCAAAGAUUUUUAUGCAAGGAUUGGGAAAGCUUGGAAGAGGGGUUACCUCCUUUAUGGCCCUCCUGGUACUGGAAAAUCCACAAUGAUUGCAGCAAUGGCGAAUUUGUUAGGAUAUGAUGUGUAUGACUUGGAGCUUACAGCAGUUAAGGACAACACUGAGCUGAGGAAGCUCUUGAUUGAGACGACGAGUAAGUCUAUAAUUGUUAUUGAGGACAUUGAUUGCUCGCUUGAUCUUACAGGGCAGAGGAAGAAGAAAGGUGGCGACAAGUUGUCGGAUGAUGAGAGUGAGAAGGUGAGCUUAGAACUUAGGAAAGAAGGGAAGGAAGAUGGAGGCUGUGGCAGCAGCAAGGUGACGCUUUCGGGGCUAUUGAAUUUCAUUGAUGGGAUAUGGUCUGCUUGUGGUGGGGAGAGGUUGAUUGUGUUCACUACUAACUAUGUGGAGAAGCUUGACCCGGCGCUGAUUCGAAGGGGCAGGAUGGACAAGCACAUAGAGUUGUCCCAUUGCAGCUUUGAUGGAUUCAAAGUGCUUGCCAAGAAUUACUUGAAGCUCGAAACUCAUCCCAUGUUCGACACCAUUCGGAAGCUGAUUGGGGAGGUCAAGAUCACUCCAGCCGAUGUUGCUGAGAACCUUAUGCCUAAGUCUCCAAUGGAUGAUGCAGACAAGUGUCUUUCUUGCUUGAUUGAAUCACUUGAGGAAGCUGCUGCUGCUAUGAAAGCUGAGGAACUGAGGCAGAGCUGCGCGAAAAAGGAAGAUGAGGAACUGAAGCAUGCCAAUGAUCACAUAAACGAAGAUGAGGGACUAAAGCACACAAAUCACACUAAGGAAAAUGGUGAGGUAUGGGAGGACUUAGAACCUGCUCAAGCAAAAAACCAAAGCCUAUAGCCUUUUAUUGUGCCUUUUGUUAGAAGAAUUCUUAAGAGCGAAACAUGAGAAACAUUAUUUCUCAUCAUUGUAGGUAGUAAGUAUCAUAUAUUCAUAUGUCUACAUCCCAUGAAACCAAAAUGUAGAUUAAAUAUACUAUAGUGGUCUCGGGUCUGGUUUGAUUUGGUUCAUCUUGUAAUUUGGCUUCUGAGAUCUUUGAUAUCCAACUAAACCUCCGAAUUUUAGGAUUAACUAGA